GUGGGGCCAGGGGGCCCGUGGGGGUGGGGGAGCCGCCGGGAUCCGGAGGAGAAUGAGCCCCACCCGCCCGCGCCGGCCCUGGAGCCGCUGGUGUCGCCGCCCCGCCCGUGGGCCCGCCCUCCUGGCCCAGCCCAGGGCCCCGGAGCUAUUUUGAAAGUGACCCUGGGCUGGGGCGCCGGGGUGAGCGCAGCGGCGCGGAACCAUGACAGAAGAUGACCGAGGCGGCGCUGGUGGAGGGCCAGGUCAAGCUGCGGGACGGCAAGAAGUGGAAGAGUAGGUGGCUGGUGCUGCGCAAGCCGUCGCCCGUGGCAGACUGCCUGCUGAUGCUGGCCUACAAGGACAAGUCGGAGCGUGCCAAGGGCCUGCGGGAGCGAAGCAGCCUGACGCUGGAGGACAUCUGUGGGCUGGAGCCAGGCCUGCCCUACGAGGGCCUGGCCCACACGUUGGCCAUCGUCUGCCUGUCCCAGGCUGUCAUGCUGGGCUUCGACAGCCACGAGGCCAUGUGUGCAUGGGACGCCCGGAUCCGCUACGCGCUCGGCGAGGUGCACAGGUUCCAUGUGACGGUGGCUCCAGGCACCAAGCUGGAGAGUGGCCCAGCCACCCUGCACCUCUGCAAUGACGUCCUCGUCUUGGCCAAGGACAUCCCACCAGCUGUCUCGGGGCAGUGGAAGCUGUCUGACCUCCGGCGCUACGGGGCCGUGCCAAAUGGAUUCAUCUUUGAAGGCGGGACCAGGUGUGGGUACUGGGCUGGCGUCUUCUUCCUGUCCUCGGCCGAGGGCGAGCAGAUCAGCUUCCUGUUCGACUGCAUAGUCCGAGGCAUCUCCCCCACCAAGGGCCCCUUUGGGCUGCGGCCGGUUCUCCCAGAUCCAAGUCCCACGGGACCCUCAACCAUGGAGGAGCGUGUGGCCCAGGAAGCCCUGGAAGCCCUGCAGCUGGAGAAGCGGCUGAGCCUCCUGUCCCCCAUGGGCCGGCCAGGCAGUGGAGGGGAUGACCGCAGCCUGUCCAGCUCUUCCUCGGAGGCCAGCCACUUGGACGUCAGCGCCAGCAGCCGGCUCACCUCGUGGCCAGAGCAGUCCCUGUCAUCGGCCAGCACGUCGAAGGAGGGGCCUAGGCCAGCAGCUGCCCAGGGCCCUGGGGAAGCCAUGCUGGGCGCCUCCAGGCCGCCCCCCAAGCUGCUUCAGCCUCGGCAGCUGCAGGAGGUCGGCCGCCAGAGCUCCUCCGACAGCGGCAUCGCCACGGGCAGCCACUCCUCCUACUCCGGCAGCCUGUCUUCCUACGCGGGCAGCAGCCUGGACGUGUGGCGGGCUGCGGACGAACUGGGCUCGCUGCUCAGCCUGCCAGCGGCCGGGGCCCCUGAGCCCAGCCUGUGCAUCUGCCCACCUGGGGCCAUCGAGUACCAGGUGCCCACCUCACUGCGGCCCCACUACGACACACCACGCAGCCUGCGCCUGGCUCCCAGGGACCACAGCCCCGCCUCGCAGGGCAGCCCCGGUGACAGUGCGGCCGGGGACUCGGGCGGCCAGAUGUCUGCUGGGUGUCCCUCUGGCUGGCUGGGCACAAGACGGCGGGGCCUGGCGACGGAGGCCCCCCAGGGCAGCGAGGCCACACUGCCUGGUCCUGCCCCCGGCGAGCCCUGGGAAGCAGGCAGCCCCCACGCAGGGCCAGCCCCGGCUUUCUUUUCGACAUGUCCAGUCUGUGGAGGACUCAAGGGAGCAGCUGCCUUACCCCCUGGACCUGCGACAGCACAUUCAGGAUCCCCAGGACCAGAGAGGCCUCGAGGCGAGGCGCCCACUUACGUGAACAUCCCCGUCAGCCCCGCCUCCAGAAGGCAGCUGCACUACAUGGGCCUGGAGCUCCAGGAGGCCGCUGAGGGUGUCCGAGGGGCCGGCGCCUCCCUCUACGCCCAGAUCAACAUCGCCGCCACCGAGACAGCGCAUAGAGUGGGGGCCCGGCACGCCCGGGCCCGGGAGGAGCAGCUGCCAGAGCUGGAGCGGAGGAGGGCGGCCCAGCCGUGAGGCCGCAGCGCCCAGUGCUGACCACACCCCGCCGCCUGUGCUGCUGCCACAGCCCCGGCAGGCCUGCCCCUUCUGUUGGCCGUGGCCUGAUCCCCAGGGACCCCCAGACGCCAGAGAGGGCGUGGCUGGUCUCUGGGCCGUGGUGCAAACAGGAAGUAUCCAGGGCCCACGGCCAGGCCUCCCGCCUUGUAGGUGCCCCGGGCUGACCCUUCCUUUGGCCUGAAUGAGUUGCUCUAGAUCCCAGGCUGCCUGAGGCCCUGCUUCCAGGGGUCAGGUAGCUCUGGUCGCUGCCCAGGAGUGAGUUUGGGAGCAUGGUUUGCGGUGCCUGGGAUGCAAACUGCCCUCUCACCCUGGAGGUGACUGCCCGGAUGACAGCUGUGUCCUGGCAAAAUGCUCAUUCUUCACCUUGGUGUUGUGCCCUGCAGCGCCAGGAGCCAGCGCCUGCUCCCACUUCAGCACCGCGCUCCCGGCAUCCCAUCCCCGCCUCCCGGCAGUCCUGCCUGGGCCACCGCAGCCCUGUGCCUGGGACCCAUUACAGUCA
Callithrix jacchus (white-tufted-ear marmoset) is the source of this 2556-nucleotide messenger RNA. RefSeq names its product docking protein 7 (gene DOK7). Lineage: Eukaryota; Metazoa; Chordata; Mammalia; Primates; Cebidae. The record is from RefSeq and is a predicted model, not a curated record. Gene Ontology annotation, molecular function: protein kinase binding. Gene Ontology annotation, biological process: neuromuscular junction development; positive regulation of protein tyrosine kinase activity.